Molecule: messenger RNA, 831 nt
Organism: Lytechinus variegatus (green sea urchin)
Lineage: Eukaryota; Metazoa; Echinodermata; Echinoidea; Temnopleuroida; Toxopneustidae
Product: microsomal glutathione S-transferase 3-like
Exons: 6
Coding region: 104-529 (141 amino acids)
Cellular component (GO): nuclear envelope; membrane; endoplasmic reticulum
Molecular function (GO): glutathione transferase activity; glutathione peroxidase activity
Source: RefSeq, a predicted model, not a curated record
GGAUAUAAUCUUUUGAAACCGGGCAAGCCGAAUAUCUGUACAAACUAGACCAGUCAGUGCAUUCAGCCGUCACAAUCGAGAAAAGACUUGAGCCUUUGUCAUCAUGACUGUGCUUUCAACCCUCUCAAAGGAUUAUGGGUAUGUGGUGCUAGUAGGAACUGCUAGUACCUUCAUGAUUUCAUUUCUGGCUAUCCAAGUUGGAAGGGCUCGCAAGAAGUAUGGUGUUGAGUAUCCCACUAUGUACAGUGAUUCUGAACCUGAAUUUAACUGCAUCCAGCGAGCUCAUCAGAAUACAUUGGAAAACUAUCCUCAAUUCUUGAUGCUGCUGUUUUUCUCUGGGCUUGAAAAUCCAAGAGCAGCUGCUGGUCUAGGUGGUCUAUGGGUAUUGAGCAGGUUUAGCUAUGCCUUUGGCUACUACUCAGGAGAUCCUAAAAAGAGGACUCGUGGUUCUUAUGGCUACAUCGGUUCCAUUGGAAUGAUAUACUUGACCGUCAGAUCUGCCCUCCGUAUGCUGAAAGUAAUCUGUUAGAUACUUUACUUUCAUUAUACAGUGAACCUCAUUGCAACGUGCUGAUUGGUACAAGGGCUGGGCAGUAAGGGACACCCUCUCCCAUGAUUUUCAAGAAUUCAAAGUUUAAAAACAUCUUUAAAAAUUCUGAUAUGCCUGCUAGAUAUUUUUGUCAUCCUGAUUUUCAGCAAAAUAAGAAAUCUUGUGUGAGAGGUACAUUAUAUAUUUGAACAAUGUACCACCUGAAUUUAUACAGUCAUUUAAUCAUGAGUAGGCUAAUUCAAGCUACCUUUACAGAUCUUAAGCUUUCUUUAUCAUGAUAU